Molecule: messenger RNA, 1662 nt
Organism: Penicillium lagena
Lineage: Eukaryota; Fungi; Ascomycota; Eurotiomycetes; Eurotiales; Aspergillaceae
Exons: 5
Coding region: 1-1662 (553 amino acids)
Biological process (GO): regulation of DNA-templated transcription
Cellular component (GO): nucleus
Molecular function (GO): zinc ion binding; transcription cis-regulatory region binding; DNA-binding transcription factor activity, RNA polymerase II-specific
Source: RefSeq, a predicted model, not a curated record
AUGCCACCUCUGCGCUCAGGAAGAGCUUCAAAGGCAUGUGAUCUGUGCCGCAAAAAUAAAACGCGUUGUUAUGCCAAUGAGGGGGUUAAGAACACCUGUCUACGCUGCCAUACGCUGUCUCUACCAUGCUCCCUUGAAGAUAUCUUCGAAAAUCGCUCGUCGAGUCCAACACCAGAGCGACAGCAUAGACGUGAAGCUAGCCUUCGACAAGCUAGUCCUAAUCGAUUCUCGUCUACAGAUGCGAGACAACUUAGACUGGAUAGGCUUGAAAGGACAGUUGCCGCUUUAGUAAAUCGCUUAGAUUCACAACUCAAAGAUAACGGAAAUCCUUCUGGAAACACCGCUCUGCCUAGAACUGAGGAACAAAGCGCACCAUCUGAGAAAAAUCCUGCGCCCGUUUUCCUGAUCCGCGAUGCUGCCAACGAUGCUGGGAUUUCAUCUUCAGAGCAACUUGAGUCACGCUCUGGUAUUGUAUAUGAUGUGAUUUCCGCUGGACUGGAUACGUCGACUGAUAUGCUUUUGACCCAAGUGAGAAAUUCACCGCUGCUACUAUGCAGCGUUCUGUUAAUUGCUGUACGACAUACCACACAAGAUCUUGCAGAUGAACUAGCGCCACGAUUAUUCCGUGAAGCGAAGCGUCUGGUAUCAAGCUCUCUGUUGAUCGUUCCACAAUCGAUCGAACAUUUCCAAGCUAUGCUCAUCUUGAGUCUAUGGUCUACAACAAUUGGGCAAGUGCCUCUGAGCAUUGAUAGCUGGCUCUUGACUGGCUACGCUCUCCAGCAGGGAUUUGCCAGCUCCUGCUUCCCAGAUAUCUCCAAACUUCCUCUAAAUGGGAGCAUUGAUAAUUCUCAUAUUGAUGCGUGGUUUCUCUGGAAUCAUCUGUGUGCAAUCCUGACUCAGGCACAUGUCGAUCGUUGUCAUCUCCUUGUCGAGAGCGGCAACUUGAGAAAUUAUGAAGCAAGAAUGGUAGCCGAGGUUAAGCUGUACUGGGUAAUAUAUGAAAAGUGUUGUGGUCUUCGAGUCAAUUUAUCAGAUGCGAAGCUUGCGCUUCAAAAUUGGAAAAAGCAGUGGGCAAGUUUGUUCGAUGAGCCUCGCUCUCAAUUUCUCCAGAUGGGCUUUCAAUUUGCGCACCUUCUCGCUUAUUACCAAUCUGUCAGGUCACCUCAGACGCUACUGGAUGGCUCUGUUAUCAUGGAGAUGAUCGACCUCUCAAGCAGCAUUAUAAAUCUCGCCAUUGACACGACGGAUGAUCGUACUCGCCAUCUCACCGAUCAUAUCUAUCAUAUCGUAACAUUUUCCGCGUUGACCCUUUGUCGCCUUGUCCACACGUAUGAUGCACAUUUGCGUGUCGCAAAGAUUGACGUCGAUGGUCUAGAUCGUUUUGUGGUAAAGCUCAUAACUUGGCUUCGGUCUAUAGGCUUGCCGUGUCAUGCAGCCCAUCUGCUCAGCGACAUUGUUUCGUUUCAGUUCAAGAAACUACGCCACGGGGCACAGCAAAUGCCCGAAAAUUUCGCAUUUAGUCCUGGACAUGAUCAUAGUACGCUAUCUGUCCUGGCUCCCUCACCUUUAUCCUCGAAUAUUGGAUUUCUCUACCCUGACCUGAUUGGAUCCGAGUUGUUUUAUAUGGAUGAUGGCACUGCUCCAUGGCCUCAAUGGAGCUGA